AAUGCUAACAGAAUGCUCAGAUAUAAUGACAUCACUAAGGAAUCUAACGACACUAAAAAUAAAGUAUUGUAAUUUGACUAAACUACCAGAUUUUUCUACGUUUUCUACGAAAACACCAAUAAAGUUAGACUUUAGUGGUAAUCCGAUACGAGUGUUGAAAUCAGAUAGUUUUAGAUCAACAUUAAACCAAACUACUGUCAUCGGAGAAUUAAAUCUUAAUGGUAAUCCAAGAUUGAAUUUUUUACAUGAUUUAGCAUUUCAAAAUGUAAAAGGAUUGAUAAAAUUGGAUUUAUCGUCAACAUCAAUUGUAAAAUUGCCAACAAGUGGUUUAGGCCAUCUUGAGUACUUGAAUUUGGAAAAUGUAUCAACUUUAAAAAAAUUUCCGCCCGUUGGAAAAUUUCCUAAAUUGAAAGUGACAAAGCUUACUUAUUCCUACCAUUGCUGCGCAUUUAAAAAGCCAAAAUUACAAUAUCCACUUUGGGAUUGGUCGAAAUUUGAUAGAGAAUUUAAUAACAAAUGUGUAGAAGCAAAUUUAAAGAAAGAAACUUCAAAAGGUGGAUGGGAUGUUAUGCCUCUACCGAGUACCCAUAUUAUUAAUCAAUCAACAAUAUGCGGUUCGGGAGAAAUCAUUAAAUUCCUACAGAAUGUUUCUUGUACACCGGCGCCAGAUGCAUUUAAUCCCUGUGAAGGUGUUCUUGGUUCUGAGUGGUUAAGAGUAGUCGUUUGGUUUGCUAUCCUGUUAGCUGUGAUUGGUAAUAGUGUAGUACUGAUAGUUAAUAUCUGUACACUGAAAACAGGUUUAAGAGUUUCCAAAUUUCUCAUCUCUCAUCUAUCAAUUGCUGAUUUAAGCUUAGGGAUAUAUUUGUUAUGUUUAGCUAGUAUUGACCAUAGCACUAGAGGUGUUUAUUUCAAUUAUGCAAUUAGAUGGCAAGAUGGUCCAGGUUGUCAAGCUGCAGGAUUUUUAGCCGUUCUAGCGGCGAAUGUUUCAACCUCAGCUCUGGUUUUACUUACAAUUGAGAGAUGGUACACUAUUGCUUACGCGGUGAGAUUAACGAAAAGAAUUUCAUUAAAGAGAGCCGCUAUCGCUAUGCUAUUGGCUUGGAUAUAUAGCGUCUCUAUAGCAACGCUACCCUUGUCAGGCGUUAGCACGUACGGUAAGACAUCUGUUUGUCUGCCAAUGGACGUAUCUAAUUCGCAGGCGCAAAUCUACGUCUUUAUCCUCCUACUUCUUCAAAUUAUUGGUUUUAUCAUAAUCGCUACUGCUUAUAUUGAUAUAUUUCGUCGUGCGAGAGGAGGACAAGCAAGUGGAAGUCCGGUAGAUGCAAAAGUUGCUAAGAGAAUGGCACCGCUGGUCCUUACGGAUCUUGUAUGCGUUGUUCCUGUUGCCUUUCUGGGUUUAACUGCAGCCGCAGGCUAUCCUCUCGUAGAUGUUAGCCAGAGCAAAGUCGUUGUAGUGACUUUUUUCCCUUUAAACGCCUGUGCUAAUCCGCUCAUUUACGCAUUGUUAACAUCGCAAUUUAAAAAAGACUUGUUGGCAACAUUAGCAAAAUGUGGAAUUUGUAAGGAUCGCUAUCAGAGAGUGCGAGCAACAGCUCACGGUCAUAUACCAACAUCGGGCAACUCUGUUGGUUCCCGUCGAAAUUCUAACAACAUUCCAGCCACCUGCCUUCUAUCCUCAAGAAGAUCGAGUCAAAUAAGAAUAAACCGAUUAUCGGAGAAUAUGCGAAGAAAAAGCACAGAUAUCAACGAAUUCAGAGGAAUUCCGUGCGAUUCCAGAAAAGGAAGCAGUUCCACGUACUCCGGCUGUUUAUAGAAUUUCUAGUUAGCGAGAACUAUACAAUAUUUAAUUUUAAAUUACAAUCUUAUUUAGAUUCCGCAGAAUUAGUAUAUUACAUUUACUGAAUAUUUAAAUCUGUUAUUCUCUUUAUAAUCAGUAUUAUAGAAGAUUAUUAUUUGUUGUGAAAGUGUCUUGAAAAAUUGAGAUUGCGAAAUUACUUGCAUUAAUUAAAAGUUGUUUGCUUUCGUUGUGUGAUUUAAGAUAUUACACGAUACAUUUCUUUAAAUUUCGUAAAAUUAACCAAUAAAAUUCAUA
This is a messenger RNA of Dimorphilus gyrociliatus, 2092 nucleotides long. The record is from the annotation of a GenBank genome assembly. Lineage: Eukaryota; Metazoa; Annelida; Polychaeta; Dinophilidae.